AUGGGAAACAGUAUAAUUAUUAAAAAUAUUCAGAUAUAUGUGGAUUAGAUGAAGAAAAGAAACAUGUUUUAUAACCAGAAUCCAAAAUAAUUACAACCAGAACAAUCAAAUAAACAACUAUUUCAAUUAUACAGGCAGAUAUAGCUGAGGAUUUAUCAGAUGUUGUUGGUACUAAUUGCAAUUCAUUUUAGUGAAUGCAUCUCAUGAACCUGCAUGGUCUUAUUUAGCAAAAAGGUAUUCUUUGAAUUAUUUAAAUUUAUAGAAAUAAAAACAAUAGUGCUAAUGAACUCACUCAACAAAGUAUUUUUUAAAUCUGAUAUAAAAUAGUGAAAAUAGGAGAAUUGAUUAAAACUAAAAGUGAUAAUGUUAAUUCAUUAGAAAUCUAUCAUGUACGUUUACCAUAUUAUUAAGUAAGAUUAUAUAUUAAUUUAUUAAAGGAUACAAGAGAUCUAUAAUUAAUAUUUUAGAGUUAUUAAGUAUGUUUAAGAUAAAAGGGAUUUAAUUCAAUAUCAUUUACUGAGUAGAAUUCCCCUAACUUUUCAAUUCCAAAAUAAUUUCAUGCUGAAGUUCUUAUCAGAGCAAUAUUAUAGUAAAUUAUAAUCAUUUAUUUCUUAGAUCAAUAACAGAUGAUGAAAUAGCUUUUGAAUAAAUUAAAUUUGUUAGUUUAGAUUAGAUUACUUUGAAAUACUUUGCAUAUGAAUUAAUGAAAUUAUUAGAUGAAUUCAGAAUACCAGAUUUGUAUAAAUUUAGAUAAUAAUAAUUCUUAAAUUAUUUAUGUAUAUUCAUUUUUAAUAUUUAGAAAAUACCGAAGAAUUAAAAAAUGAAGUAUAUUAAUUAAGUACUGGUAUCACUACUGAUAUAGAUUAAUUUGAUGGAUAAUAAUGA
Molecule: messenger RNA, 885 nt
Organism: Paramecium primaurelia
Lineage: Eukaryota; Ciliophora; Oligohymenophorea; Peniculida; Parameciidae
Source: the annotation of a GenBank genome assembly